UUUUUGCCUUUGAUCUUUCUUGUUCUAGCAAUGCUGAACCACACAGAGAUGAGUGAGUCCAUCCUUUUGGGCCUCACUGACAUCCAAGGGCUACAGUACUUACUCUUCAUCUCCUUCCUGUUGCUCUACCUGACUAGUGUUCUGGGAAAUGGUGUCACUGUGACCAUGAUCAUACCGAUAUCUCAGCCUCUGCUCCACACACUGAUGUUGAUCUUGGGGAACCUUUUCUGCCUGGAUGUCUUCUGCUCGACAGUUACCAUUCCCAAGAUGCUGACUGGUUUUCUCUUUGGGCAUCACCCCAUUUCCUUUGGUGAGUGCUUGGCCCAGCUCUACUUAUUCCACUUCCUGGGCAGUACUGAAGCUGUGAUCCUGGCUGCCAUGGCCUAUGAUUGCUAUGUGGCCAUUUGCGACCCUCUGUGCUACAUCCUUGUCAUGAACCCAAGGACUUGUCUGCUGCUGGCCGUGGCCAGCUGGUCCAUUGGUUUUGCACAUGCCAUGAUGCGUUCAGUCAUGACCUCCCAUGUGAGUUUCUGUGGGCACAACCACAUUCAUCACUUUUUCUGUGACAUCAAGCCUCUGCUGAAUUUUGCCUGUAGUAGUACCAGCCUCAGCAUGACUCUCCUCUAUGUUGUCACUACAUCAAUUGCUCUAGGCCCAUUCAUUCUCAUUGUCCUCUCCUACCUCUAAAUCAUCUUCAUCCUCUUCCAGAAAGUCAGGUCCCAAGAAGGUAGAUGGAAACCCUUCUCCACCUGUGCCUCUCACCUUACUGUUGUGGCACCAUUGUACAUAGAGCUGUUCUUCAAUUAUACAUCCCCUCUCCAUUCAGCUCCUCCAAAAGGGACAUGCAAAUGUCUAUCACGUACAGUGCCAUCA
Molecule: messenger RNA, 873 nt
Organism: Numida meleagris (helmeted guineafowl)
Lineage: Eukaryota; Metazoa; Chordata; Aves; Galliformes; Numididae
Product: olfactory receptor 12D2-like
Biological process (GO): G protein-coupled receptor signaling pathway
Cellular component (GO): membrane
Molecular function (GO): olfactory receptor activity
Source: RefSeq, a predicted model, not a curated record